Molecule: messenger RNA, 2869 nt
Organism: Paramacrobiotus metropolitanus
Lineage: Eukaryota; Metazoa; Tardigrada; Eutardigrada; Parachela; Macrobiotidae
Exons: 17
Coding region: 425-2536 (703 amino acids)
Source: RefSeq, a predicted model, not a curated record
UUUUGCGUAUUUCUAUUUUUCAGUUUGUAAUUGUUGUAAUGUUGUGCUCGUGUAGCUUUUUAUUUAGUCGGCUUAUCUUGGCCAUUGAACUUGCUGUUGCUUGCAGCUUGCUUAAAUAAUCUGAAGUGGUGUUGUUAUGUUACAAAUGUUGCCUUGAAAAUUUUUCCAUUAAUUUGCACGAAACAUUAUGACGCUUAAUUUAUAAUUAUCACUAAGAAAAUUAUUAUUAACAUUUAACUUUAAUAAAUAUUAAUUAAUUAAUAUUAAUUUCUGUUAAUAAUAGUGCGUGCAGUAUCGCUUAUUAGUGGAUACGAUGCCACUAUUAUCUGCGGAAUCCUGAUGAUUUCUCGCUGUCUGACACUUUCCGUCGCUUGGGAAAUUAUUUGCUGACGGAUUCCAAUUCAGCUGCUUCGCGCAUUCGACCAUGGACGUUGCUGUAUCCGACGCGGAUCAGCGCUUCUUCGCCGAUCUGGUGAAACGGCGCAUCGUGGAGGAAUUAUCGAGUGGUGUGCAUGCUAUUCAGCAGCAGUUGGCCAGGGACCAGUCAGCUGUUGUCAGUGAUGAACUGGGGGAAAAUCUGUGCAGCUUGAUAGAAGCUGUACUGCUUCAUGGACAACUGCCGAAUUCUUGGACUGUCAAGCUUUCCUCAGCAUUCGGAAUUUCCAAGUCGUCGCUCCUGGAAAACACGAAUUUCUGGCCGGUUGUCAGUACUGUCUGCCAUCGAGAUGUCCUGCAGAGGAUCAAUUUCGCCCGGUCCGUCCGCACGGAUGUUAGCCGUUGUCGGGUGUGGCUGCGGCUGGCCUUGAACGAUUCCCUCUUUGAAUCUUACCUUCAUGCCAUUGUCUCAAACGAGGAGUUAACCAGAACGUUUUACCAGCCGUGGGCGUUUUUGCGGGAUCCGGAAAUGCUGGACAUUGUUAGCGGUCACUUAUUAGGUCUACAGAAUUUUGCAUUCUGUUUGUCCAUUGAUAAGGAUCUGAAUCGGUGGGACAGACGGGCGCUGUUAUUGGCGGGCUUGCUGCCCGAUCCAGAAAACCAGAAACACAACCAACCGCCCAGUGAUCAUGCCACCCCCUCACCACCGGAACCCCCAUGCUCCCCACCCGACCUCCCCGACACCGCCAGCGACGGCGAAACCACCAUCAUCCCCACCCGUACCCGCAACGGCACCGUCCUGCGGCCCCGCGCCCAAUCCUCGCCCCUCCCGCCACCCCAACCCCUCGCCGAUCUCCCCCUGCCCCCGAAGAUCAUCACCACGGAACAUCUGGAUGAGGAGCUGGAGGCCAUUCUCAAAAUCACGACGGUGGACAGCAUGGCGACGGUGCGGCGCGAUGAGGAGGAGAUGCACCGGCAGUCGCCGGCCUCCCUCCCCCUGCCCAUCGGGCGGCCGCUGCGGGAGCGGGCGGAAGUGGAGGAGGAGGGGGCGGAUGCGGAGUCCAAUCAUUCCGGGUCGAAUCUGGUCGGCAAGCAUACCGGUUGGUCGUCGUCAUAUGAUGAUGCGGAUGUGGUGCCGUCGCCGCGGAGUGUACGGAAAAAGCGGGCGGCGACGCAUGAAAGUUUUGACGCUGUGCAGGAACGCAGCGUGGCCAUCACGCCGGGCUUCUCCAGUUCCCUGGGCAUUGGAUCAUCGCAAUUUGCUCAGAUGAUUGACGCCUUCCAGAGCGAUAGCAGUUCGGCUGGUACGCCCACCGCUUCUCAAUAUGAUAUGUCGCCGGGAGAUUUUGAGCAUGAUUUUGAAAUUCUCAGUCCUGAUUAUGUGAUAUCCACUAAAAGCAUUGAAGGCAAAAAGCGUGAAUUGUUGGUGAAAAUUCCCCUGGAAAAGGGGCUGCGUGCGCAGCAUUACAAAUGCGGUGCAUGUGGUCGUCCAAUUGGAAUGCUUUACGGAAAAUCGCGUUUAUGCCAUUUCGAUCGAUUGUAUUAUUGUUUGGAUUGUCAUGUGGACAAUGAAUCGGUGAUUCCCUCGCUGAUUAUCCAUAACUGGGAUUUUAGAAAGUAUAAAGUUUGCAGUCGUGCUAAAGAGUUAAUUGACGCGGUGGAGACCACACCGUUAUUCGAUCUGAAAGAGUUGAACCCGAAACUGUACACGUAUAUUGCACAAAUGGAAGAAGCUCAGCAUUAUCGCAUUCAACUGCAAAUUGUCAAAUCUUAUCUGUGGACGUGUAAAAAGGACGUAUGUGAGCAGUUCAACCAGCGAUUAUGGCCGCAUGAUCAUCUCCACGAAAGUAUCCAUGUCUAUUCGCUGCUGGAUUUACUGAUGACACGGAAUGGAUCGCUGAUACCCAAAAUGAAGACCGCCAUCCAGUUUGGCAUUGAUCAUGUCCGCAAGUGCUUCCUGUGUAGUCAGCGGGGAUUUAUUUGUGAAGUCUGCCGCGUGGGAGAAGUACUGCACGCCUUCGAUACCAAGGACAAUUAUCAGUGUUCCAAAUGCUACGCGGUUUUCCACAAGAGAUGUAUGAACGCCACGAAGCCCUGUCCGAAAUGCCAGCGGAAGAUGCUGCAUGCUCAAUGGCGCGCAAAAAUCGGCAGUCAGGAGUAACGCUGAGUCGCCGCCCAACAAUCUUGAUACAAUUUAAGGGACCAAUAAAUGAUAAUAAUUUUUUUGCAUGUUCUUGUUGUGGCUGUACAUUGAUGUUAUAAAAUAGCGCAGUCUGGUCAUGGUUUGAGAAUCUGGAAAAAGUCAUUCUGGUUGUUUUUAUCGUGCUUUUUGUCGCGUCGACUGUUGUUUGCGUCACUUCGUCUGAUGUUUCAAUGUGGACAGAGCUUUAAGUUUAAAAUGUUUCUGGUUUGUGUUAUUCUUGUUUUACGCUCUAGUCGUUUGUUGGUCUGUUGGCAUUCUGAGAAUUACGUAAAAUAAAAGUGUUGCGGUAGA